Molecule: messenger RNA, 990 nt
Organism: Branchiostoma floridae (Florida lancelet)
Lineage: Eukaryota; Metazoa; Chordata; Leptocardii; Amphioxiformes; Branchiostomatidae
Product: fibronectin-like
Exons: 5
Coding region: 22-705 (227 amino acids)
Cellular component (GO): extracellular region
Source: RefSeq, a predicted model, not a curated record
UUGUACCCACAGCUUAGCGGCAUGAGCAUCGGCGCCACGGCAACCUUCUGGUGUGACCCCGGCUUCUCUCUGAUCGGUGCAGGCACCAUCCACUGUCAAGACAAGGGGCAGGUCACUGGAUCCUGGUCCGACUCCUUCCCUCACUGCGCUGCCGAUGCUGAGGAGUUGAGCCUGCCGCCCCUGGUGCAGGCGGGCUGCCGGGACCCUGACAUGGGGGACCGGUUCUACCUGGUGGGACAGUCCUGGGGCAAGCACGUCCACGGCAUCACCUACAGCUGCGAGUGUGAGGCCGACCAGCAGUUCUUCUGCAGGGAGGGGUCCGGACUCGACUGGGCAGCCCUUGGAUUUGACCUGCAACUUCCCCCACAGGCGCAAGCUUUUGCAGCUGCGUCCCCGAUGGUAGUGGAGGCGACCGAAGGGUGUUUCGACCCGGACAUGGGCAGGUCCUACGAUGAAGGCAGCCGGUGGGCCAAGGCCGUGGUGGGAGAGAUCCAGGUGUGCCAGUGUCAGGGCGCUGGGCGCGGGGGAGGCCGGAUCUCCUGCCGUGUCGCGGGAGACGCUGCCAUCAGGUCCGGUCCUCUGCAACUUGAGGCCUGCUACGAUGAGGAGACCGGACAAGCCUACCUGGUCGGGCAGCACUGGAUCAAGGGCCAACUGAAUCAAGUCUGCAACUGCGUCCAGGGCGACCACAUCGUCUGCCAGUAGAAACACCCUCGACAGAUCUUCGUCUUAUGAAAGGCGAUUCGGAUCGGCCCUGCUCCCGUCGUAAAAGUGUCUUGCUUGAUACAAAAGCUAAAUCAUAUUCUGUAUUUGAUAGCAUAUUACUAAGGAUGUAAUGAUACCUACCGGUUUCAUUACAAACUGCACCCAAACUCAGUAUAUUUGACAAUUGUCUUAAAGGCACUGCAUCGUGGCAUAAGAAAUUGAAAAUUCAAGUUCCAUGUAACGUGGAUUGACAUUCUGAAAUAAACCCUUAUGUGAACAGCUCAA